UUAUCUCGUUAUGAGUCCAAAAGGCCGGAGGUGGGCCGAAAUACAACGGUUUAACACUCAAGUUAAAGCCCUUGUUCACUUCGUGAGUUGGAGCUUAUGCUUAAGCGCGCAUUCCAAGUUCUUGGCGCAAAUCAGUAAAAUUCAAAUGCAAAAAUCGGAAAUUUUCACUAAUCCCACCGAUUUUACCUUCAAAACAAGCAUCCCAAGCCCAUCGAUUUUUAUUUUUUUUCGCAUAUGGCGGAUUUUGAUUUUGAGCCUCCGUCGUUCUCCCUAGGGCUUGAUUUUGACCUCGAUUCGGGUCCUGGACCCGAACCAUCGCCCCAACAAGCUACAUUUCCUUCCACCACUGCCAAUCUCCCGCCAACCGAAGUAGAGGACGAUGAUUUUGAAUCGCUGGUGAAAGUUCCUGUCCCGGACCCGCCUCGGGCCCACAAAAGGCUUCGGUGCGGGCCUAAGGUUGAGGAGGAAAAUAUCAAGCCCAAGAAAAAUACCUGUCGUAACGUGGAUGAUGAGAUUGAGGAUUUCUCUUCCGAGGAGGAUAGGCCCCCUGGUGAUCUUCGGACAAAUUCUGUGUGUAGCAGCUCAAAGUUCCUAUUUCGUCGGCCUGGGAUUUUGAAAUCACAUGUUUCAAGUGAACAGAAAUCAAAAAAGAAAGAGGGUUCAAGUGCUUCGGCUUCUGUAAAUGUGGAAACAGGCACUAGUAAUUUGAUCUUUCCCAAGUUAACCGUCAGUCCUCUUAGAAGGUUCCAGUUGAUUGAUUCUGAUUCCGAUGAUCCUUCUGCCAUUGAAGAUGUGAGAAAAGAAGCAAAUCUUUCAAAUUCACCUUUGAAGAACAGCCAAUCAAAUCACAAGCAACAUGCAGCUUCAAGUGAGCAGAGGACAAAAAAAGCAUCUGAAAAUGAAGACUUCUGGAAAGAUUUCUGCUCAGAGAAGAGUUUUCACAUUCCUACACCUGCUUUUGAUGAGGUUUGUAGAGAAUAUUUUGGAUCUGUGAAAGAUAAGAGCAGAACACAAAAUAACUAUAAGGACUCACCUCAAAUUAUUGACAAAGACAACGAGCAACAACGGGAUAUGGCUUCUCUUCCUCCCGCUCAUCGCUAUUUUUUCCACAUGGAUCCUAGGAUCCAGAAACUAGUUCAGGAUCGAUUGCCCCAUUUCUUUCCUAUAGGAGCAGGGAACUCCCAAGGUUACAGGCAGCAGAAUGCUUCAGUUAUUGAUUACAUGGGCCAAUUUAGUCAUGGAGAAAGCUCAAGACAAACAACUAAGAACCACAAUGUUGGGACAAGCUCCACAAGGACCCAAAAAAAUGUAAAAAAGUCAAGUGUAGGCGAGAUCUCACAAGAAUCUGAGAACUGGGUGAAUCCUAAAAGUUGUGCUAGAAAUCCGAAAGAUGCUGGUAAAAGAAGGGUACAUGCUGUUGGUAAGCCUGCCGGCUGGUACACGGGCUCAAAUGGGCAAAGAGUUUAUGUGAACAAAAGUGGGCAAGAGUUGAGGGGUCAAAUUGCUUACCGCCAGUAUAGAAAGGAGAGUGGAAUGGGGUUCAAAAAUUCAAAGAAGAAAGCGGCUGCCAAGAAGAAAACAACUGCCAAGAAGAAAAAUGUUUGUAACAAGAAAUAAAUCCUUAGUUGUUUAGAAGAAUAUGUACCUUAAUCAUCUGCAAUUGCAAGUGUAAAUGUUUCUGGGCGACUGCACCUUCCCUCACCUGGCGUGAGUGAUCGUAAGCAAAUUAGCUAGUCAGGAAAAACUGGGUUGGAAUUCAAAAUAAUUAGUCGAAGUCUUUUGUGAAUGGGUGAGUUAAGAUUUUUGAGUCAAGAAUUUGUCAUCUUGUUAUGAUUGUUUCAACAACCUCCUAUCCUCGCAACAACUUGAUCUUCAAUAUAUUGAGUUUUUUUUA
This is a messenger RNA of Olea europaea var. sylvestris, 1894 nucleotides long. RefSeq lists its product as uncharacterized. The record is from RefSeq and is a predicted model, not a curated record. The transcript is spliced from 5 exons. Bases 235 to 1617 code for a protein of 460 amino acids. Lineage: Eukaryota; Viridiplantae; Streptophyta; Magnoliopsida; Lamiales; Oleaceae.